Messenger RNA from Gekko japonicus, 2796 nucleotides. RefSeq names its product seizure related 6 homolog (mouse) (gene SEZ6). NCBI's taxonomy places the organism in Eukaryota, Metazoa, Chordata, Lepidosauria, Squamata, Gekkonidae. The record is from RefSeq and is a predicted model, not a curated record. Gene Ontology annotation, cellular component: dendritic spine; endoplasmic reticulum; dendritic shaft. The coding region runs from base 1 to 2796 and encodes 931 amino acids. Gene Ontology annotation, biological process: regulation of dendrite development; synapse maturation. The transcript is spliced from 16 exons.
AUGGCUGCCGGGCUGCCUGGCCCUGGGCCUGUCCUGCCUGACGCUGACCUCGAGCUCGGCCCCGCAAGCAACGUGGCCGGCCCAGUCCUCUCUGAUCCCACCACAGAGCCCCCCAUGGUCCCCAUGACGAUGUCUACUCCCCUGGCCGCGGCGGGCAAAGCAGGGCAAGGCAGGGAUUCCGAGAGGCCCCCGGAGAUGGCCAAACCGGCCUUGACGACUGACCUGCUGACCACAGCUAUGAGGCCUCGAGCUGAGCUAGGCCGGGGUGCCCCCCAAACCAGCCCUCCGCUCUCUGAGCACAUGCGCCCAUCUUUCACCCCUGUGCUGUCCUUUCCCCAGACUGGCCUUCCCAACUCAGACUCAGCCGCUCUAUCUACGGCGUCUGGUGACAGCAGCCGCCCCUCCCCUGCCGCCUCCACAGGGAAGCCCAAAGUGGUCACCCCCAGCGUGGUGUCUGAGGAAAACGAAGAGAUGGCAGCAACCACCAUCACCACCACCACAGUCAUCACAGGGGUGCCGGCAGCGGUUGCAGGUCCCUGCAGCUGGAACCUGACUGGCCCUGAAGGUUCGCUGGCCUCCCCGCUGCCUUCUGGUUUGCCCUACGAGGGAAACACCCUUGAAUGCAUCUACACCAUCUCCGUGUACCCUGGUUAUGGCGUGGAGAUCCGGGUCCAGAAUAUCAGCCUUGUGGAAGGCGAGACGGUCACCGUGGAGACCCUCGGAGGGGUGGAGCCUGUUGCCUUGGCCAAUGAAUCGUUCCUGAUGCGUGGUCAGGUCAUCCGCGGCCCAAACAACCAGGUGGUGGUUCGCUUCCAGAGCCCAGCACCUGCCAACCCCGGCACCUUCCAUUUUCAUUUUCAAGCCUACUUGCUGAGCUGUGCCUUCCCAACGCGUCCCGCCUAUGGAGACGUCUCUGUCACCAGUCUGCAUUCCGGGGGCAGCGCCCGCUUCUCUUGCGCCACUGGUUACCAGCUCAUGGGUCAGGCCCACCUCACCUGUCUCAAUGCCACACGCCCCUUUUGGAGCAGCCGGGAACCAACGUGUGUCGCGGCUUGCGGUGGAGUGAUCCGGAACGCCACGGUUGGACGCAUCGUCUCUCCGGGCUUCCCUGCCAGCUACAGCAACAACCUGACCUGCCAUUGGUUGCUGGAGGCACCGCCAGGACAACGGCUGCACCUCCAUUUCGAGAAGGUCUCGUUGGCUGAAGACGAUGACCGGCUCAUCAUUCGGAAUGGAAAUGACAUUGAAGCACCCCCCGUGUAUGAUUCCUAUGAGGUGGAGUACCUGCCGAUCGAGGGGCUGGUCAGCACGGCGCGUGGCUUCUUCAUCGAGCUGACCACAGACAGCAGUGGCGUGGCCACAGGCAUGGCGCUGCGAUAUGAAGCCUUCGAACCAGGGCACUGCUACGAGCCGUUUGUCAAGUACGGGAACUUCACCACCAGCGAUGCCACCUACAGUCUGGGCACCACGGUGGAGUUUGCCUGUGAGGCCGGCUACACCCUGGAGCAAGGGUCUGUCAUCAUCGAGUGUGUUGACCCCACCAACCCCCAGUGGAAUGAGACGGAGCCGGCCUGCCGAGCCGUGUGCAGUGGGGAGAUCACGGAUGCAGCCGGUGUGGUGCUUUCUCCUAAUUGGCCAGAGCCCUAUGGGAAGGGUCAGGACUGCAUCUGGGGCUUGCAUGUGGAAGAGGACAAGCGCAUCAUGCUGGAUAUCCAAGUGUUGCGGCUGGGCAAAGGGGAUGCGCUGACCUUCUACGAUGGAGAUGACCUGACGGCACGCAUCCUGGGCCAGUACUCCGGCCUCAACCGGCGCUUCAAGCUGUUCACCUCAACGGCUGAUAUCACCAUCCAGUUUCAGUCUGACCCUGGAAGCAGCGGCCUAGGCUACCAGCAGGGAUUCAUCAUCCACUUUACAGAGGUGCCCCGCAAUGACACUUGCCCUGAGCUGCCAGAGAUCCCCAAUGGUUGGAAGACCGUGUCUCACCCAGAGCUGAUCCACGGCACUGUGGUCACCUACCACUGCUACCCUGGCUAUGAAUUGGUGGGCACCGAGCUCCUGAUGUGCCACUGGGACUUGACCUGGAGUGGGGACCUGCCCUCUUGCCAGAGAGUGACCACGUGCCGGGACCCUGGAGAUGUGGAUCACAGCCGCCGCAUGGUCUCCACUAACAAGUUCCCUGUUGGCUCCACCGUCCAGUUCAUCUGUGACAAGGGCUAUGCGCUGAGCGGGAGUGGACUGAUCUCCUGCCACGACCGACAAGCCGGAGACCCCAAGUGGAGCGAUCGUCUUCCCAAAUGCAUCCCGGAGGUGUACGAGCCCUGCCACAACCCCGGCAUCCCUGACCAUGGAGCUCAGAAUCCAGAGAAGAGAGUCUACCAGGCAGGGGCACUGCUGCGAUUCUCCUGCACUGCAGGCUACACGCUGCUGGGUGAUGCCACUCUGCGCUGUGUGCCGGGUCACCCUUCCCAGUGGAAUGGCACCCCACCAUUCUGCAAGAGAGCCUCCUCGGAGGAGUUCUACGCCAAUCGCAACCUUGACGCUGUGGCCAAAAUGGCACCUGCGGAAGACCUCCUGCAAGGCUCUAAUGUGGCCUUUGCCAUCUUCCUGCCCGUGGCUGCUGUGGGGCUUCUCCUGGGCACCCUGUACCUCUACAUCUCCAGGCACCAAGGAAAGCCGUCGCUGCAGCUUCCGUCCCUCUCGGGCUCCCACCCCUACGAUCACAUCACGGUCGAUUCGGCCUUUGACAACCCCACCUACGAAACCGGAGAGAUGCGGGAGUAUGAAGUCUCCAUCUAG